[Torrubiella] hemipterigena is the source of this 4679-nucleotide messenger RNA. The record is from the annotation of a GenBank genome assembly. NCBI's taxonomy places the organism in Eukaryota, Fungi, Ascomycota, Sordariomycetes, Hypocreales, Clavicipitaceae.
ACCCGUACGACUCUUAGUCGCCCAAUACGCCAAACAACAACAUUUCAUCUACUAACAAUUGCAUCCAUUAUCGACUUACACUUCUAACUACACCAAAAACGUCUUAAUUCACAGUAAAUGGCGUCUAGGCUAGCUACUCUGCCGCGCCUCCUUGUCCGGCCGCGCCAUGUGACAUUAUAUGGGCGAUGCUCUCACGCGCGGCUCUUUGCAACCGAGACCAAGCAGUCAGAUCCUCUGCGCAUUCUGUUCUGCGGCUCUGAUGCAUUUAGCUGUGCUUCGCUACGUGCGCUGCAUAAAGAGCACACCAAAAACAAGGCCCUGAUUGAGAGUCUAGAAGUCAUGGUCCUGCCAGGGAAGAAGACAGGUCGCGGUCUCAAAGUGGUUAGCGAAGUUCCUUGCAAGAGUCUUGCUCAAGAUCUUGGGCUGCCGAUUCAUCAACGGCCUACAUUUAGAGAUUGGGAUCUCCCCAGGGGAACCAAUAUCAUCAUAGCCGUAUCAUUCGGCCUCUUUGUUCCUGUACGGAUUCUCCAGUCUGCAAAAUACGGCGGGCUCAACAUCCACCCGUCGCUUCUACCAGAUCUCCGAGGCCCUGCUCCCAUUCACCAUGCACUCCUUAAUGGAAAUACGCAUACAGGCGUCUCCCUUCAAACACUACAUCCUACGACAUUCGACCACGGCGCUAUUCUCGCUCAAACGCCCCUCCCAGGCAUCCCUAUCCCAGGUGACACAGAUAUCGCGUCGCUAACAAGUUCUCUGGCACUAGUUGGUGCAGAAAUGCUUGUACAAGGACUACGAGAUGGCGUACAUGUUGCACCUCAGUCUGUGAUUGAGCAGACAAUCACAAGCCCCAUCCGCCACGCGCCCAAAGUUCAAAAGAGCGAGGCAGGCGUAAAUUGGGCCUGGGCGGGUGACGAGUGGUGUCGGCGGCGCCAGGUGUUUGGCUCACUCUGGACUACAGGCAAGGUAGCCAAGGAUGGCGUCGAAAAGAGAGUCAUCUUCACCGAACUCGGCGUUGUUCCGUCGUCAGAUGGCAUGGACGCCAUGCGCAAGGUCACGGUUUCAGUUGGCAACGGUCUUGAAAGCAGGUUAGACGAACGCACUGGCGACUGCUACCUGCCGUUGCCUGAUGGGUGUUGGGUGCGAGUAGGCAAAGUUCUAGUCGAUGGCAAAAAGGAACAGGUUGCCACCACUGGAUUACGGCCAUUUUUUAGCAUGGCAUAGGCCAGUUUUGUUUUGUACACACAAUUAUUGAUACCCAGUUUAAUGUGAAUUUGUUAGAAGUGUCACACAUGGAUCUAAGCUGUUAAGAAAAAAAGAGAUCUCUAUCUUCAUUCAUGCACGAUGCUAUGAGACCGGCACAUAUCGCUCUAUAUAAGGAGGGAUUCUGACGUAGGGAGGCGAGCCAAGAAGCGCUUUCUCUAGCUGAAAGCCUCCCUGUUGUUGCAGAUCCUAUUCUAAAGAAAAAACUGAAGGAGACAAAGUAAAAAACGAACAAAAACUGGGAACAAAACAACAGGCCCGUGUCUAAAUUGAGACUAGACCAGAAAAGCAACAAAACGCCAGGUUGUGCAGAGUAGUUAUAUAUAGAUGACAUGGUUGCGUGUCAAGUUUGGUGUUGGUUUGACGCCAUGUUAAGAAGAGAAAAGGGGCGCUCAUAGUACAGAGAGUACGCAUGGCUCAUGCAUCCAGCAGAAUCCAGGCAUUACCAGUAUUGCACCUAGGAUGCGAAUGUGUCGAGGACAUCAUUGAACUUAUUCCUGGCACAUCUUUUUCUCUCGACUAGCCGUACCACAGCUCGAAGCCAGUGACAUGAUCAUCGUCUGUAGGCUCGGAAUCCUUGAUGGGAUGGAGCAUCAUGGAUGGAAGGCAGGUCCUGCCAUGUGUUUGCUCCCACUUGGGUCCGCCGAUACCAGUGUCUGUCCAACCCAUCCAGUUGUUGUAGAGUCUGUUUGGCGGCUCUGCGCGGUAGUACCACGUAGUACCUUGAUAUCUGCGUUCGCGACCCCAUCCCAUGGGGCUACCAUAGCUUCCCGCUGUGCCAUUGGGGCCUGGGUUAAACCACUUGUUGAGAAAUUCGCCGUUCCAGUUUCGGUCCAUGAAGACAGGGUGGGGGGCUUGAACAGCUUUGAGACCGUGGAGCAACGCGACGGUCUGGGGUGUCAUUUCGGAAGCGACGUGGUUACCGCGCAUGUUUUCAAUGUGCAUGAUGUCGAGAAGACGUUUGGAUAGGCGGGACUGCGUGACAAUAGUGGAUCGGCGAGGAAGCUUCAGAUUAUCAAAAUCAGUGCUAUUGUAGCCCCAGACAUGAGUGCCGAUGAUCCAGUUGCUGUGGAUGGGAUCGAACAUGGGACUGACGGUGAUGAUAUCUGCAUCUUCACCAACUCCCCAUUCGUGAUUAUCCAUGCUGGGCUUGCUCACAGGUGGCUUCGGGCCAACGGGGUUAAUGAAAGAUAGAUUAGGUGGUCCCCAAACCAUAUCAUCGCCGUACGUUUCAGCAAUGUCAUGUCGGAAGGUAGUGUCAUAAUCACCAUGGUAUUCCGGAAUGUACCAGCGAUCGUUACGCUCCCAAGAACCCUUGCGUGGCUGUUGCCUGGCAAACUUAUCAAUGUUGUCCAGCAGAUCAAAAUGGUGGCCAGUAUAGCGGAAGUCCAUCUCCCAGUUCCAAAUAAAGUCGAAUUCGGGGUGGUCGUGACUGAACUUUUGCACCGAGAGCCACUGCGCUGUGUGUACCUUCUUUUCUUCUUCAUCAGUAAGUUCCGUGUAGAUAUCCCACACCAGCUCGUCAUUCCAGAGAACAGUUAUGCCGUGAAAUUCUUGCGGAACCUGAUCGUCCAGCACCUUUUGAUAAGCGCUUCUGCUCUCAAAAAUGCGGGCGUCGGGAUCUUUGACGUGCAUCAAGAUAAAGACUUCAUAUUGGCCACCGGAACGGAGUGAAACUUCACUAAUCAUCGCCCGGAUGACUUGUUUGUCAUUUUCCGUAUACUUUUUAUUGGAAUACGAUCGGAGGAGAAUAGCAGUGCGCUUUUCUGUCACAUAUUUGGAGUUGUCGGUACGAGGCGACUUGUCAGCGCGUUCUUUGGCGGCAUAGAUGUCGUCUUCGCGGCUUCGUAAUUCCUUGGAAGGCUUCCUGUUGUUACCAGUUUGCUUCGAUGAGGUUUUAGAGGACUUCAAGUUGUUGGCAAGAUCGGGGUAAGUGUUGAUAAAUUGGUUCUCUUUGGAUUUGGGCCGAGAGAACCGGGCGGCGUUGGACCGCGCACAGCUUUUUUGCAAAUCUCCCCAGUUGACAAGAUCCCAGCUAACAAGAUCCAGUUUAUUUCCGACUUUGCGUAGCUGGGCUUGUAGACCGUACGUUCCCAGCCGAGUGUCGCGUUCCCAGCAAAUGUUGGGGUCCAUGUUGAGGGCCUUGUAGCUUCCAAAGAGAGGGUCUGGGAAGUCAUGCGGACGACCCUUGAAGACAAGUAGGUCCUCAACUGGCUCACCGGUCGGACCUUUACAAGGAACAAAAGGGGCAUGACCUGAUUUGAUCCAAGCUUCGCCGUUAUAAUCGGGGAAUGGGCUAUAUCGCACAGGCUUGUCAAUACUGAAUGCAACUUGGGCGGCUGGGUCCUCCUUGAGCUUCUUUGCAUUGUCCACAGUACGCUGUGACUUGUAAUCGAGAGUGGCAACGGUAUUUCCGUAAACAAGGUUUGAAGAGUCGAGACUAUUUCUUGCACGUUAGCUUUUUUCUUCAUGUUGCAAACUGCGGUUAGACUGACUUGGAUGUAGCCUUGUACACGUAUCUCCAGAUCUUGCGGUAAUCUUUCUCAGCCGCAAGCCUGCUAAUAGUACCUUCGUCGCGAUAUUUGCCGUCCUGUUCAUAUCCAGGCUCGAUAUCGUUCGGGUCUUCGCUGUCGUCAGGAUCUCUCCAGUUUCGCAAAUCGUCGGCUUGGAUGUCCCAAUAGGGGACUUGCUUUACGCCUGUCUGUAGAGAGAGUUUGCCAUUUUUCGUGGCCUUUGACGACACAACCUGGGUAUUUGAUUCUGAUGCGGAAAAUAUAAGGUAGUAGAAGGUAAAGGCAACAAGCGUAAUGGUGAGGAGGGCCCGUGGCCGUGUUGUUAAAUAGAGGAGACGGCGCCUGCUGAGGCGAGAAGUGUGGGACAGCAUGGCUGUAGCUAGAAUCGACCGAAGGUAAAACGGUGCGAAUGGUGUAUUCAGACCAAGCUAAGCAUAUGUAAGUCGUUCAGAUCGUGUGCCUUCAACGUCUCGAGGUAGAGUUUCGAUAGCGCGUUGCCUGCAACGGUUACAGCUUGGUGGGACUAGCCACAGUGAGGUUGAGGUGGCGAGUGGUUGGAAGAGAGUUAAAGCAGCGGCACGAAAGAAAAAGAAGAAAAAGCAGCAAACAAGCGACGGUGUGGUAAACGCAAGUUAGCCGUGUAGAGGGAAACGCGUCGCCGUGGCAGGCUGAAGGGCUGCUGUGGGGAGAAUGGAAUGGAUGAAUCGAUGUCUGAGAAGAGACGGGCCGCUAAGUAGUUCCAACGUGCUUUGUGUGUCUGGCAGGUGCAGAGGCAGUGAAGAAGGAGUAGAAAGAAGAAUUGAUGUCUUGAUUAAGACUCGACAAAAGAAGACUUGAGAAAGAACGAAAGAACGAAAAUAUCGGCAAAAACCAAAGUCAGGGUGAAUGGAAGAAUAAAGAAAGGGA